Molecule: messenger RNA, 2636 nt
Organism: Gracilinanus agilis (Agile Gracile Mouse Opossum)
Lineage: Eukaryota; Metazoa; Chordata; Mammalia; Didelphimorphia; Didelphidae
Gene: NDOR1
Product: NADPH dependent diflavin oxidoreductase 1
Exons: 14
Coding region: 415-2235 (606 amino acids)
Cellular component (GO): cytosol
Molecular function (GO): NADPH-hemoprotein reductase activity; FMN binding; flavin adenine dinucleotide binding
Source: RefSeq, a predicted model, not a curated record
GGUCCUUUCCCUAAUAUCCUUUGGGUCCUUUCCCUGCUCCUUCGCCUCCUCCAAUUCGUCCUUGCUUUGCCCUGGCCUCCGCCCUGCUCACACGCCCGAGUCCCAGCUCCCGAGGCCUCUCGUAGCCCAGAACCCUUCCUCUUCCCCAGUUGUGGCCUAAACUCCAAGUUCUAGCUGCCUGGGCUCUCACGGUAUCAACUCUGACCCCCUCAACUUUGACCCACCCCCACUCUGGACUCUUACAGUUCUAAUCCAUCCUUUUAAAGAUUCUGCCUUCCUUACCCACUCUGACCCUAGCCCUAUUCCAAAGCCCCUCAUUAUUCUCCCCCCCAUUGAAACAUCCCUUCCCCAAUUCUGACUCUCCUCACAUCUCUUGACUCCCUCCCCAACACCAGCCCAUUUCUCCCAACCCAGAUGUUGACCCCAAGCAUCCUAAUCCUAUUUGGGAGUCAGACAGGGACUGCCCAGGAUGUGGCCGAGAGGAUCGGGAGGGAGGCCCGGCGGAAGCGGCUCCAGUGUAGGGUUCAGGCACUGGAUUCCUAUGAUGUGGUGAAUCUGAUUAAUGAACCACUGGUGAUAUUUGUUUGUGCAACUACAGGCCAAGGAGACCCACCUGACAACAUGAAGAAUUUCUGGAAGUUUAUAUUUCGAAGAAACCUGCCUCCUACUUCCCUCUGUCAGAUGAAUUAUGCUGUGCUGGGUCUUGGCGACUCCUCCUAUGCCAAGUUUAAUUUUGUGGCAAAGAAACUACACCGGCGACUGUUACAGCUUGGGGGUAAUGCACUCCUGCCUAUUGGUUUGGGUGAUGAUCAGCAUGACCUGGGGCCUGAUGCAGUUAUUGAUCCCUGGCUUCUGGACCUGUGGGGAAAGGUUCUGGGACUGUAUCCUGUGCCUUCUGACCUUAGCGUGAUACCUGCAGAUACACCUCUGCCUUCAAAGUUCAUUUUGAACUUCCAGGAUGAAACUCCAGAGAUUUCUUCUGAGGAACAGCAUUCAGAGAAUCGAAGCCCAGGAGAGCUCCCUUCUGAACACAAACCCUUCCUGGCUUCCAUGGUCUCCAAUCAAAGAGUAACUACAGAAUCACACUUCCAGGAUGUUCGGCUAAUUGAAUUUGAUAUCACAGGCUCUGGAAUCAGCUUUACAGCUGGUGACAUUGUAAUGAUCCAGCCUCAGAACUCAGCCAGUGACACUCAGCAAUUCUGUCACCUGCUCAACUUGGACCCAAACCGGUGUUUUGUGCUACAGCCUCGGGAGCCAGAUGCCCCCUGCCCAGUUCAGCUGCCUCAUCCUUGCACCAUCCAACACCUUGUGUCCCAUUAUCUGGACAUCACUCGUGUUCCCCAUCGCUCCUUUUUUGAGAUCCUGGCCUGUCUAUCUCACCACCAAAUGGAACGUGAGAAGCUGCUAGAAUUCAGUUCUGCACAAGGCCAGGAAGAAUUAUACAAUUACUGCAAUAGACCUCGAAGGACCAUCUUGGAGGUCCUGGGUGAUUUCCCUCAUUCAGCAGCUUCCAUCCCACCAGACUACCUACUGGACCUCAUCCCCCCGAUCCGGCCCAGGGCCUACUCCAUUGCCUCUUCAUUGUUGGCUCAUCCUCUCAGGUUGCAGAUCCUUAUGGCUGUGGUGCAGUAUCAGACUCGACUACGCAAACCCCGCCAGGGCCUCUGUUCUUCCUGGUUAGCCUCCUUGGAUCCAAGGAAAGGACCAGUAAGAGUUCCCCUUUGGGUUCGAAACAGUACAAUGACCUUCCCUUCAGAGCCUAACACCCCUGUGAUCAUGGUGGGACCUGGUACUGGGGUGGCUCCCUUCCGUGCAGCCAUCCAGGAACGUGUGGCACAGGGCCAAACAGGAAACUAUUUGUUCUUUGGUUGUCGCCAGAAGGACAAAGACUUUUACUGUGAAUCAGAGUGGCAAGAACUCAUUCAGAGAGGCUUCUUGACACUUGUCACUGCCUUCUCCAGGGACCAGGUGAACAACAAUGCAGCAUCUCUGCAGGAGGAAAAGAUUUACGUACAGCACCGUCUCCGGGAGCAUGGGGCACUGGUGUGGGAGCUGCUGGACCAGCAUGGAGCUUACUUUUACCUAGCUGGCAAUGCCAAGUCCAUGCCAGCCUCUGUUUCAGAGGCAUUGACCUCGUUGUUCCAAUCAGAGGGUGGACUCUCAGGCCCUGAUGCUGCCACCUACCUCACCUCACUGGAGCGAGCCAUGCGUUUCCAGGCUGAGACCUGGGCCUGAUGGUCUUCACAGCCCCCUUCCUCUACAGGGGCUCAGGCCUGGGUCUGACCAUCCACUCUUCACAUCUUGGUCUUGAAUACAUUCUCCAGCCCUCUCCACCAACCCCUUGACUAGAUCUCACCAUCUUCACCUUGUCCUAAGAGCUGGAUGUUUUCCUUUACACCUGGGGAAGCUGAUCAUCUUCACUUGCUAUGAGAAGAAAAUGACUGAGGGGGUGGGGCAGGGCCCAGGGAAUUUGAUUUUGUGAUUAGCUGAGGGAAGUGGGAUUGAGAUGUGAUCAACAAAACAACAAUAAUAAGGCAAACUGAUCACCUGCAAGGUCUUUAAAGGGAGGGGAAGGGUCGGAGAAGACUCAGCCAAGAGCAGUUGUGCUCAAACACCACACAAUCAGCCAGUGGGUA